This is a messenger RNA of Setaria italica (foxtail millet), 708 nucleotides long. RefSeq lists its product as uncharacterized. NCBI's taxonomy places the organism in Eukaryota, Viridiplantae, Streptophyta, Magnoliopsida, Poales, Poaceae. The record is from RefSeq and is a predicted model, not a curated record. Bases 1 to 708 code for a protein of 235 amino acids. The transcript has 2 exons.
AUGGGGCGGGGCUGCGCGGUUGCUCUCGCGGCGGCGGCGGCGGCGCUGCUGGUGUCGCUGCCUAUGCUGCUGGUGUUGCCGCCGGACGCGGACACGUACGAGCAGGAGAGCCGCCGGAUGUUCAUGGAGUGGAAGGCCAGGUUCAAGAAGACCUAUAAAUACGCCGGCGAAGAGGAGUGCCGCUACGCGGUGUUCAAGGAGAGCCGCUGCCGCGUCGCCUGGGCCAGGGCCGCCGGGGUGACCACAUCUGGCCUCAACGGUCUCGCCGCCCGCUCCAAUGAGGAGAUCUACCGCGGGCACGGGGUCGAGAAGGGGGAGGGAUCGUACGAGCAGGAGACCCGCCGGAUGUUCGUGGGGUGGAAGGCCAAGUACGGCAAGACCUACAGAGACGUCGGUGAGGAGGAAUGCCGGUACCGGUUGUUCAAGGGCAACCGCCGCGCCGUCGUCUGGCUCAACGCCGCCGCCGCCGCCGGGCAAAACGCGUAUGACAUCAACCAAUUCGGUGACCUAACCAACGAGGAGGUACGCCAAAGCUGCUACCCGGAGAUGGUAGACCAAGAGCUGAGCGCCAGGUGCCAAGCCGCCGCCCCCUACCCGGACCCCGAGCAUGGGAGGCGGAUUUGGUACCAGGUUUGCCGGUGCAUUGCUACGGAAGCGGAGUCUGGAGGUAGCGCCGUUCCUGGAGAUGAAGCACACAUGUGGAUCUGA